Aureococcus anophagefferens is the source of this 435-nucleotide messenger RNA. RefSeq lists its product as hypothetical. Gene Ontology annotation, cellular component: Golgi apparatus; endoplasmic reticulum. The record is from RefSeq and is a predicted model, not a curated record. Gene Ontology annotation, molecular function: protein-cysteine S-palmitoyltransferase activity. Lineage: Eukaryota; Pelagophyceae; Pelagomonadales; Pelagomonadaceae. The transcript has a single exon. Gene Ontology annotation, biological process: peptidyl-L-cysteine S-palmitoylation; protein targeting to membrane. The annotation marks the transcript as partial.
AUGGCGCCCCCGCUCUUCGGCACGUCGGCCGACGCGCGGUUCUGGCUCUGCCUCGACUGCUGCGGCCUGUCCUGCGCCUGCGCGUCGCAGGCCAUCAUCCUGAGCUCCAUGUACGCCGUGUCCGGCGACUUGGCCGCGCACGGCGGCGGCGGGUGGGCGACGCCGCUGAACCUGGCGGCCUUCAACGCCGUCGGGCUGUUGGCGUCCGUGAGCCACCUGCGGGCCAUGCUCAGCGACCCCGGCGCCGUGCCGAAGCGGGCGACGCCCCUCGCGCGCGACGAGGAGCGCGCGCGGCUCGCGGCGUCGGCGGCGAGCGGCUACCGGACGCGCGCCAAGGGCUGGUGCCACCGCUGCUGCAGCUACAAGCCGCCGCGGGCCCACCACGACAGCGUCACGAACCGCUGCAUCGUGAAGAUGGACCACUACUGCCCCUGG